Messenger RNA from Lineus longissimus, 4004 nucleotides. RefSeq names its product cys-loop ligand-gated ion channel-like. The record is from RefSeq and is a predicted model, not a curated record. Gene Ontology annotation, biological process: regulation of membrane potential; chemical synaptic transmission; nervous system process. The transcript has 9 exons. Lineage: Eukaryota; Metazoa; Nemertea; Pilidiophora; Heteronemertea; Lineidae. The coding region runs from base 1235 to 2683 and encodes 482 amino acids. Gene Ontology annotation, cellular component: synapse; plasma membrane; neuron projection. Gene Ontology annotation, molecular function: transmembrane signaling receptor activity; neurotransmitter receptor activity; extracellular ligand-gated monoatomic ion channel activity.
GAUGUAUUGCUGUGAAAUUUCGUACUUUGGGUGGAUCAAACAUGUCAAAGACCUAUGCAUGUGGGGUUUUUUUAUUCAAGAAAAUAAAAAUUUAUAUGAUCCAAGACGUUACUGUUUUUAAACAGGGUAGGCUCUUUUAAAAAAACUGUAUUUGAAGCCAGAGAUAGCAUUUUACCGAUGCCUGUUGGUAAUUUGGACAUUACAUUCAGCAGCCAUACAUGUAAGUACAGCGGUUACAUUCAAACUGAGCACACAGUGACCUUCCAUAUCAGUUUUAAUUUUGCAUAGCCUCUCAAUACACGAUAUUCACAGCUACAUAUCAUAGGUUAGUAUACUGGCUAACCUCAAUUCAAUUCAACGAUAUUACAAACAUUGUCGCUAUUGAAUAUUUGAAUAUGAGCAUUCAACUCAUUCACCCAUGUGAAUAUUCUUAAAGGCCUAUGCCGUUCGUAAAUAAUUUGAAAUCGAAAAUAUACAAUUACGUAUUAAAACUGGUUACUAAAUAUAAAUAUCAAUAUUGCUGUUGUGAAGACAGAUAUUAUACAAAUGUUAUGAAUACAAAGUUUCAGAAAAUUUGCGUGCUUUAUAACUGCACUGAAGCAUUGUCUAACUACAUUUUCUUUGUUCCAGAGCCACACGUAAAUAUGAACGGUGUACCACUUUAACACUCUGAUGAGUCGUCUGCCAAAUACUCUGAAUUCUUAAGAGGAUGACAAUAAAAGCACCAUGGCCGAAAUAUAAAUAAAGUCUCGAGCGAUUCUAAAUAUCGUAUCAUCCAUUGAUAUACAGGCUGACCCAUCACGAUGCGUGAGAUUCAAUCUGUCAUCGAUGGCCUAGUGAUCGUUGGUUACCAAUACACUAUGCCAGCCAAAGCAUUGGUAAUGGCGGACUUGUACCAAUGAUCAUUUGAUGUACGCUGCAGAGGAUUCGACAUUGGGAACUUGGAUUUAAAGCAAGAAAGUAAGCAUCGAAAUCAAGUAGGUCUUCCAAAUCUCAAGAAACGGCAGGACGAUUGAGUGAGCAUUGAUUUUAACGCAGAGAACUCACGAAGAAAAGAUUGGCGUUUUACUUUUCUUGAAGGAGUACAUGCACACCUUCUUUCACCGUUUGUACCACGCAUUAAGCUUUUCGGUUAUAAAAGGACUUUUUGUUCCCAGAGGUCAGGACUGUUCAUUGCCAGGCUUUGUUUCAAGCUUGUUAAGAUCUUUGAAGUUGUCUUCAGAAGAAACAAAUCAUGAGUAGGCAACAUAAUCCCAAAGUUUCAUUUGAGCCUGGUGUCAGUAUGGCUGCUAUGCCUGACGGGACUUUAGAGAUGCCAAAUGGUAUAGAGGGGGACCAGGAUGCGGCUAUGAAGAAACAGAAGAAGAAACUGGAUAAGACUUGGGUCAAGGAUACGGAGGAGACGAUACUUCAGAUUCUUAAGGUGCUUAGUAAAAAGGUUCAGAUGAAUACUGAGAUGUUGCAGAGACUGACAGGGAUGGGAGACUAUCCAAUGGUGAUGAUUGAUGCGACGGAUCAGGCCGUUGGGGAAAGGGUGUUACAAAAGGAUUGGAUCAAGAGGAGUGAUAAGUUAAAACAGGACAUUAAUUUAGAUGACAGAAUACACAACUACUAUCGACAUAAUGUAAUUGUAGAAACGCGCGUUGUGUACACGAAGAUCGUGGACGUGGACACAGUCGAACAGCACUUCAAGGCUGAGGUGUUCCUUCAAGCAAGAUGGGAGGAGCCAGCACUCGAUACGAGAACAAAUGCCGACUUAGCGAAAAUCCACAGUCUGGACAACCUAUGGGACCCUCGAGUGACCAUCACCAAUAUCGUGGGUAGGCCUGACGAUGAUGACACGUGGAUAGUGGUCACCCGGGAAGAAUGCUACAACUACCCAGUCAUCACUAUGAGAAGACGGGUCAAGGGAUUCUUCUCAGAAACUUUAGAACUCAAGGAUUUCCCCUUAGAUGUGCAGGAACUGACACUGCAGAUAGUAUCCAAGAGAUCGAACGAUGAAGUCGAAUUAAUAGAAGACAGAUACCGAAUCUCGGCGGUCAAUACGACGAACUUCCUCGACCAGGACGAGUGGACCUUAUACAAACACGUUGAAAACGCGACAGGAGAUAUCCAGAGUGAAUUCACCUCUUCAAAACAUAAACAUUCCACCAUAUUCUUUACGUGCUCUGUCCGGAGGAAUCCUGGGUAUUUUGGUUGGAACAUCUUCCUUAUUCUGUUCUUGCUCGUAUCGCUGAUGUUCUGUUCAUUCGCCAUCGUGCCCACCAACCCCCAGAACAGACUUACAGUCACGCUAACCCUUUUAUUGACCGUCGUCGCCUUCAAAUUCAUCGUCAACCAAGACCUGCCUGCGAUUCCCUACCUAACGUAUCUGGAUAUCUACAUAGUGUCUUGCAUAGUGUUGCUAGUUCUCCAAGCGAUCCAGAACGCUUUCAUCACAGCUUUCAAUGGCGACCCAGACAAACAGGAGAUUGUUGACAAAUACACGCUCUACUUCCUGAUAGCCUGCCAUCUUACCUUCCAUCUGGCGUUCUUCCUUUUCAUCGCUAUAGUGGCGGUUAAAGCACGGACAGACUGUGAAGAAAAGGACCGAGAGUACAAGGAAAGACGCAUAGCCCACGACAAGAAACGGCAAGCGUUGAAACACCCAGCAGACGAUGACAUCUACGAAAUGCCAGCGUAGAGCAUGUCGUCUGCUCGGAAGGGAAUCCCCUCUGCCUGUGAGAUCUUACAUCAAUCUACAGGCCAUUUCAGUCAACUCACAUGUUCGGUGAAACGGAUGUCAAUACCGCACGAUAUGCUUGGUUGCGUCGGUGAUAUCACAUGUGCGCGAAAAAUGGAUAAAAAUAAUCGACUUGCGUGAUUGCAGUUAUGGAGAAUGAGUUUAGCGGGGCAUUAUCGAUGGUGGAAACCGCACAGACUUAAUGGGCUGUUGAUUGAUUGUGCCUUACUUUCCGUGGCGGUGUUGGUGUUGUGUCCUGGCUUUGAUGAACAGAAAGUGAUUAGCCUUUUGCUGUGAUAUGUUAGGAUAUAAGAAAUGAUCAUGGCAAGAUUUCAAUUGCCGUGUUUUGUCAAGGUGUGGGUCUACCAAUAUCGGUAUAGAACGAAUCGUAGCCCAAUGAACAGAUGUUCUGGUUACAAGCUAUUAGAUUUUGGUCAGCAAGCUACAUCAAUGAUGCUAGUCCCCUUGAUCCAAAAUAUAAUUGCACAUCGACUCCCGUUCCAGGGGGCUUUCGUUUCUGUCACACCGACCGCAUAUUACAUGUACUCUUAACACCAAAGCAAUAUUCAGAAAUAAAGGUUAUCUUCCAAAAUCAUAAAUUGCAACUACAUGUACAUGUAAUGUACACUUUACGACAGGAAUUAUAGUUAUUAAGUCCGCCGGCAUUGUACUUACUGAUUAAAAGUCGAGCCAUCAACAAGACGAACUACAUUGCAUCACCAAAUCAUCCAAAAGGACAGCGUUCGAUACUAAAGAAGAAGAAUACUUUCAACCAGACGAAGAUGCAUGAAAAAUCUAAUGCAUUCUUUCGGUAUCUUCAAAGCAGUACCGGAGAUGGCAUCCAACCGAACCCUUUCCGAGUGUGAUGUUUUAUUCAAUUACAGAUAGAUUGUAAUAAGAACAACUAAUUACAUUUUCUUGAAAAUUUGCUUCAGACGAUUACAGAGCGAAUGCUUGUUUAUAAGGACUGGUGAACAUCGAUUCUCAUUGUAUUUACAUCAAAUGUAGCAAAUUUUAACUUAACCAGCAUGUUUUUAACUUUUCCCAGUAACUGUGACAGAACCUUCUUUCGCCAUCCGACUCAUAUAAUUGUGCGUCUGGAUUAGAAUAUACCGAGCUGGCGAGGGAGGUGUUUUGGACUUCUGUGUCCGUGGUAUUUCGGAAUCUAAAGAGGUCGUCAUCAAGUUACUAUAUGGUUUAGAUUUGAGUAUUAUAACAUUGUAAAUACUUACAAAAUGAUGUAUAUAAUCAAUGUAUUUUCGUACAUGUAUUAAAUAUUUAU